Cutaneotrichosporon cavernicola is the source of this 1434-nucleotide messenger RNA. RefSeq lists its product as uncharacterized. The record is from RefSeq and is a predicted model, not a curated record. The transcript has 4 exons. NCBI's taxonomy places the organism in Eukaryota, Fungi, Basidiomycota, Tremellomycetes, Trichosporonales, Trichosporonaceae. Gene Ontology annotation, molecular function: anaphase-promoting complex binding; protein binding; ubiquitin ligase activator activity. Gene Ontology annotation, cellular component: anaphase-promoting complex. Gene Ontology annotation, biological process: anaphase-promoting complex-dependent catabolic process; positive regulation of anaphase-promoting complex-dependent catabolic process; positive regulation of ubiquitin protein ligase activity. Bases 1 to 1434 code for a protein of 477 amino acids.
AUGGCCCACGACGAGUCUAACCCCUUCGUUCGGCGAGCGACAACGCCCAAGACGCCGCGCACUAAGCGCGAGAGCGCAAACAUCACGGCACUCCGCGAAGGGCUGGGCCGGAUGAAUGUUCUCGAUGGCGCGGGCGAAUUUGUGUCAGAUGCACCUAAACGACGGGACCGAGACAACAGGGGUCGUGAUCUCGACCGCUUCGUCCCCUCGCGCAACCAGUCUCUCAGCUCGGCCUCGACCUCGUUCCAGGAACUCGAAUCGCUCGCCUCCGAUCGUUCCACUACCAACCCUCGUAUCCUGUCCUUCCGUACAGCCCCGCCUCUAGCAACGCAUGCGACCUCGCACCUCGACGCGCAGCGCAACUAUCUCCUCCAAUCCUCGGCCACCACGAACCGCGGUACUGGGACGUCGGCUGGCACAGCGACGAAGAAGCGCACACCUCCGUAUAUGCCCGAGCGUGUUCUCGAUGCCCCAGGUUUUGUGGAUGACUAUUAUCUCAACUUGGUCGAUUGGAGCGGUGCGAACCGUGUCGCUAUCGGUCUCGAGAAGCAACCCUAUGUGUGGGAUGCCGAGACGGGCGACAUCAUCAUUCUUGGACCCGAAUCCGAGACCAAUGUCUGUUCCGUGUCCUGGAGCCCGGACGGUGCUUACCUCGCCAUCGGGAAGGAACAGGGCGCCGUCGAGAUCUGGGACGUCGAGGAGAAUAAGCGAGUGCGGGUCAUGCUCGGGCACAAUGCACGUGUCCCAUCCCUCUCGUGGACGGGACACAUCCUCUCCUCGGGAUGCCGUGACGGCACCAUCUUCCACCACGAUGUACGCAUCGCCGAGCACAAGACGGCCGAGUUACGUGGACACACGGCUGAGGUGUGUGGUCUGUCCUGGAGAGCGGAUGGGCAGCUCCUCGCGUCGGGUGGAAACGAUAACGUGGUCAACUGCUGGGACUCUCGUACUCUGACUAGCGUCAUUGGUGAGAGCCGCGUCGUGCCCAAGUGGACGAAGCGUAACCACACGGCCGCCGUCAAGGCGAUCGCAUGGUGCCCGUGGCAGUCGAACCUCCUCGCGACGGGCGGCGGAUCGCAGGAUCAGCACAUCCACUUUUGGAGCACGUCCACGGGUGCUCGCACCAGCUCCCUCAAGACUGGCUCGCAGGUCACCAGCAUCGUGUGGAGCCCGCACGCCAAAGAAUUCCUUUCAACCCACGGAUAUCCCGACAACAAUCUCUCCGUGUGGUCAUACCCCGCCCUCGCCAAGAUCUACGACGUACCUGCCCACGACUCGCGUGUGCUUGCCUCUUCUCUCAGUCCUGACGGGUGCACCGUCGUGACCGGAGCGGGCGACGAGAACCUCAAGUUCUGGAAGAUCUGGGAACCGCGCUCAUCCAAGAAGAGCGAGAAUGCCACCUCGACGGGCUCAAGUCGCAUGCGCAUCCGCUAA